This is a messenger RNA of Rotaria sp. Silwood1, 1863 nucleotides long. The record is from the annotation of a GenBank genome assembly. NCBI's taxonomy places the organism in Eukaryota, Metazoa, Rotifera, Eurotatoria, Philodinida, Philodinidae.
AUGAAUACAAUCAUUAUUGAUCAACGAUAUGCAUGGUCUAGAAGUGCUGCAGCUAGUGCAUGUACAAGUUCAACAAUUUCAUCAUUUGGAUUGAUUGGUGAAGCUGCUGUAUCUGUUCUUAAAUGUAAAUCAUCUCCAACUACAUGUACAAAUGCACAAUAUACAGCUAAUAUUUCUACUUAUGUUCCAUGUACUGAUUAUAAUACAGCUUUAGGAAUGUCAUUUGGUUAUAGUUCAACAACAGUAAAUCUUACUGUUAAAUCAACAGGUAUUGUUAUUGGAUAUGUUGUUGGUGGUGCAUGGCUUACAUUACAAUUAAGUAGUGGUGGUUGGAGUAUGAUGACAUAUAUAAAUUUAACACCACGUCAAGAUAAUGAAUUAAUUAAUAGUUCACCAACAUCGAGUAUAUCACCAAUAGUUUAUGUACCUGUUAGUUCUAAUCAAUCAACUUCAAUUGAUAUACCAAUGAAUGAUGUUGAUGGUGAUAAUAUUGAAUGUCGUUUUGCAAAAUCUUCAAAUAUAUUAGGUGGUGUUACUGUUGAUGAAUGUAGUGAUGUUUGUAAACCAUUAGCAUUACCUACAUCAACACAAUUAAUAUCAGGCAAUAAUACAUGUACACUUAUUGUUACUUUACCUACAAUUGGUUAUUAUGCAGUAGCAAUUCAAUUAGAAGAUUUUAUUGAAAAUACAACAACCAUUCUUAGUUCUGUUUCAUUACAAUUUCUUCUUCUUACAUAUGAUGCAUCAAAUCCAACAUCAACUUGUACAAGUAUACCUAUUAUAACAAGUAUUCCACCAGAUUUACCAUUACCAGGUGAUACAAUUACUGUUCAAGUAACUGUUCUUUAUACAGCAAUGGUUAUUGCACAAAGUGGUUGUGAUAAUGAUACAGAUACAAGUAUAACAAAUUUUGUAACAUCAAGUCCACCUGGAAUGUUAAAAUCAAAUCUUCCAUUUACUUUAACAUCUACAUCUUAUGCUAUAAAUCUUACAUGGACACCAACAAUUGCUCAAUUAGGUCAAACAUAUACAUUUUGUGCUUUAGCCAUUGAUAGUAAUUAUUAUUCAUCAAAUCAAUAUUGUUUUUAUCUUUAUGUUGGCCCUAAAACAACAACAACAACUACAACAACAACAACAACAUCAACUACAACAUCAACAACAACAUCAACUGUAACAACAACAACAACAUCAACAACCACAUCAACAACAUCAUCAACAUCAACAUCAUCAACAUCAACCACUUCAACAACAACAACUUCAACAACAACAACAACAGAUACAACAACAACAUCAACAUCUACGACAUCUAGCAUAACAACUAUUGCACCAUAUGAUUGUAUUCCAUUACUUAUCGGAUUAAGUCUUGGUCUUGGAUUACCAUUAUUAUUUUUAUUAAGUUUUCUAGCAUUAUCUUAUUUAUGUCGAUGGUGUCCGAAUCCUUUACGAUCAAUACUUCGAUCUCGUUAUGGUUAUGAAAAAGAUAUACAUUGUAAAUAUUGUCAACAAUCCGUUGUUGAUAAUGAUUAUCAACAAUUACAUAAAGCAAAAUCUACUAUAUCUGAAGAUACACAUCAAUAUCGACAACAAUAUUUGCAAACUAAUAAUAAUCAAUCAUCAAAUUCACCGAUAGACUCAUAUUUAGAACGUGAAUAUAUAUCAUUACGUAAUUUAUCUAGUUCUUGUUCAAGAUCAACAUUAUCUACUCCAAUACAACCAACAAUAACAACAUUAGUUUCACCUUCAAUAAAUAUGCUUCCAACUGAAAAUCUUUCACGUACUCUAUCAUCAUUAUCUCAUUCAAAACCACGACAUUCUAAUUCUAUUCUAUCACGACUUUAUUUAAAACAAGUUCAACCAAUAUAA